CGGGAGCAAGACAUUAACGUCGCCUUUCUUUCGCUUAUUUUAUGGGGAAGAAUUUUGGACGAAACGGGGACCUGGGGAUCUGGGUUCAGAGAGCCGAUGAGUGGAAAAUGUCGUCCGUGAUCACGAGUCAGCGCUAGAGUCCAAGCCCUUGGCCCACUCGAGAUAGUACAAAUCAUAAUCAGGAACGUCGCGAUCUGGAUCUCGGAAGGAAAUAUCUGGUCAAAUCUGGUCGAAGUGCGACUUAUUCCGGGCUCUGAGAAACAUUCAAACCUCGUUCGGUGCAGGUACACGUACGCGUCCACAAACGAUCUCAGAUUCCAAGAUGCGCGAUGCUGCUGCUGCUUUUGACCGCAUGGAACAGUGUGCUGCGUCUUGUUCGAAUGCAUGAGUCAACAACGCAGCCCUUGGCCUGCCCAGCAGAACCGGUCGUUCGAGCUGCUUCGGCUCAUUCGGACGACGAGGAUUGACUUCCAGGUCCUCGAACUCCUCGAUUCCUGGGUCUAGUAGCUCUCAGGUAAACGGCCCGGGGCCGACAACAUUCUCGAAAAUUGUUUUUUAAUCGCGGGAAUCCCCGCAAAUUCUCGGAUCUCCUCCGGCCACGGCCUCUAAAUCAGCUCCCUCCGAAGAUUACCGGAUGAUAACCACCAAGCGCCACCUCUUCUUCAUCCGAGUGCAGGUCGGGGCACGAAGAAGGUGCGCCGGGAAGAGGUGCAAGACGAGAAGACCGCUCCAUCUGCGGCAUCAACAUCAUGAACGAAAACGAAAAUCUUCGGGAGAGAGAGAGAGAGUGAGGAAGUGUAGGCGACUGACUGACUAGUUAGUGGUCCCAUGCCGUCCAUGCAUGCUCAUGAAAAUGGUUCCCAGAAUCUGAGGCAAUAAAAUUAGCCUUGGCUCGGUCGACGGGUCGGGCAGGCACCCGUCACCCAUCAGAUCGCUGCGAGGUAGAUGAGGAGGCAUGGAAUGGCCACCUCCCCUCCUCUCCCCUUCCCUCGCUGCUGGAACCGUCAACGCUUUCUCCCUCGGGCCGUCGACGAAAUCCUCCUACCGCUAGCGAGGGAGGAAGCGCCAGGUGUUGGAAAGGCCCUCGGCUAUUAAACUAAACGCAAAUCAAGACCGGAUUCGAUCCCCGGGUUAGGCCGGGCGGGUAUCGUGGGAGCAAGCGAGCGAGCGAGCGAGCUCAGCUCGAUGGCCCACCACGAGCCGAAGACCCGACGAUGAUGCACAAGGAGUUGCCAAAAGCUGCCUCGAGCCAGUUCUUUCCCGUGCAACGAGCACUUUCCCCGUCCGCUGCUUGCUGUUGCUGCUGUGGUCGUUGUUGUGGUAACGUCGCAAGCUCUGAGAGAUCGAUCAAUCGUGUCUUCGAUGUGAGCACGUUGCAGCCAAGAAGGCUGGAGCUGGACGAGUCUGAAUCUUGGGAUGUUCCCCCGAAGCACUCUAGAUCCGGGCCGGGCCCCGGUGGCGAGUCUUCGAGCUCACUGCUGUAGAAAGUAGCAAACCCGCUGUCACGUCGGCUUCAUGCGCUCGCUUUUGCUGUGGGUCCUCCGACCACAUCGGCUUUCCAGGAAUGGAGGCCUGGAUUCGGAUGCGCAACGAUGCGUCACGAGGAGGAACAGCGGAUUGACGAUCUGCGCAGAGGAAGGGCAGGAAGGUUGUGAGGCGUAGACUUUGAGCAGCUGAAGGUUCCGACGAGUAGCUGCUGCAAUCAUCCCGAAGGACAAGAUUCUGGCCUGAACUCUCGAAGUCAGGCUCCGGUUGUUGAGGAAUCGUUCUCACUGGCUGGCUGGCUGGCUCGAUCAAGCGCCAGAUCAAAACACUUGACAGUCGUCUCGAGAUGGCGAUGGGUCCGUGCCUACCGUGCAGUUGGGUGAAGUGGAAGUUGAAGCUCCUGGAAAUGCAUUACAGGAGACUGGGUAUGGAGCCCAGAUUGAUUGAACUGGAUGACGGGGCGACCGUCAUCCAUUGCUGGGUUCCACGAGAAAUCCCGUCGGAGAAAGUAGCCGACGAGUCGGCUGUCCAGAAGCCAGCUCUGCUGCUGCUGCAAGGAUUUGGAAUGGACGGAUUCACAGGCUGGGAGCACCAGACUCAUGCGUUCGUCAAACGAUUCCGGGUGUACGUGCCGGAUCUGCUCUUCUUCGGAAAGUCCUUCACGACGACAUCGCAACGAUCCGAAGUUUUCCAGGCCGAGUGCAUGAAGAAGAUGUUGGAUGUACUGAAUGUAGACCAGGUCCAUGUUCUGGGAACCAGUUAUGGUGGAAUGGUUGCUUACAGAAUGGCCAGCAAUUACCCCAAACUCGUGAACAAGGUCGUCAUUUGCAGCUCUGGAAUCAUGAUGGACCACACCACCAACAAUAGGCUGAUGGAGCUGUGCAAGAUCGACAGCGUGAAGGAGAUUCUCGUUCCCAAAGAUUUGAAACACAUGAGACUCGGCAUGUCCACCGCCACCGUCUGGCGAAUUUGGGCAAUUCCUUCCUUCGUUUUGCAAGACAUGUACGAGUGGUUUUACCAAGGCCACAUGAAAGAGAAGGAGGAGCUCGUUGAUGGCAUGGUUAUCGGCUCCGCUGGCGCCCCACCGAUCCCGAAAAUCACACAGGAGGUUUUGAUCAUGUGGGGGACCAAGGACAACAUUUUCGACCCUGCGCUGGCAGAGGCUCUCAGGAAGCACCUCGGAGACCGAGCACAGCUGCACAUGAUCGAGGGUUGCGGCCACGUACCGCAGAUAGAGAAUCCUACCGAGUUCAAUGCGCGAGCUAUCAAAUUCCUUCUGGCCUGAAAUAAUCUCGAUAUGUCCAGAUGCUCAUUUAGGAAUGCCACAGUCACCUCCUUGUAAAUUUUCCUACCCCAAGCCUGCAUCUCCCAAUUCAGCUUUCCUCCAGGAACUCCCCUCAGAGCGAAUGUCGAAGAUCGGGCCACAUGUUCGAUUCUAUAAAAUCUCCGCUGGUCACGAUCUAUUCUAGCAGAUCGACCCAGAUCUACCUCCACGCUCUAGAUUACACUAAUUUAUUGGAUAUUGGCCAGGAAGCAAGCAAGUAAAGGUCGACGGUAGGCCCAAAAGCAGGGCGGCUUUCACACAGAGUUAUUCAAAACUCAGCUUUUACUUAAGAAACUUAAGAAAUUGCUCUGUUCUAUACGAGGAAUGAGAAUCCACCCGGGGGAUGAUUCAGGCUCCAGUUCUUCUGCCAAUGUGGACGUGACAGGUUUAGUUCAGCAAUGGGGGACACGUCAAGGUUAUAGUGAGAAGUUGCUCGCUUGUCGUCGCAGCAGCGCUCUAACUUGUAGAUAUCAUCCGGCUGACCACCCUCAAUAAAACUUCAGGAGUAGUGUUCGGAUUUGAUGGAUGAAUAAUUGUGAGCAGUCAUUGUCUGGCAGCUUGUGUCCCUGAAGAGCUGACCCGUAGAAUAAUGUGCUUUGUGACUCCGGAAAAUUCGAAUGAGAGUACAUCUGAUGUCAUUUGUCGAGCUAAAAUGAGCAGCUUAAAACAGAGGCACUUUUCAGAGCAAGAUUUGAUUCUUAGUUUUCCUCUGUUGGGAGCAACUUUGGGAGCAAGAGUAGCAUCUGCUUACAUAUUUGUCACGUGGGCUAUUCUUGCGCUAGCAGACAAUCGAGAUCGAAUGCCGUUCACUGAACUCUGUUGAAAAAGUAGAUUAUAUUAUCACUUGUAUUGUAGCAGAGAAGUGAACAAGGAUUUGGCUUAAACGAAGAAGGAUGGCUUC
Molecule: messenger RNA, 3710 nt
Organism: Marchantia polymorpha subsp. ruderalis
Lineage: Eukaryota; Viridiplantae; Streptophyta; Marchantiopsida; Marchantiales; Marchantiaceae
Source: the annotation of a GenBank genome assembly